AUGGCAAGAAAAACAAGUUUGAGCACAAAUAUGAGCAAGUUGAGCAUGUUACGAAAGGAUAUUGCGAAGGAGGAGAAAAUGGAGGUGGAAAGCGACAGUAACGGUAGCGAUACGUCUGAUGAGGAGACAGAUUCUGAAGUGGACACGAAGGAUGCAGUUGAGAAGGCCGAGGAGAAAAAGCGUGCCGCACUUUGGACAAAUCGGGAACGUGUCUUGGUGUUGUGUUCAAGGGGAGCAGACGUGCGCACAAGGCAUCUAAUGAAUGAUAUUAAGGUCCUAAUGCCACAUGCCAAGGGUGACUCAAAAUUGGACAAGCAGAAGUCAUUAGUAGUGAUAAAUGAAAUCGCUGAGAUGAAGAACUGUACGAAGAUUCUGUAUUUCGAAAGUAGAAAACAUAAGGAUGUUUACUUAUGGAUGAGCAAUGUCGACAAUGGCCCAUCUAUAAAAUUCCUCGUACAUAAUGUGCACACUAUGUUGGAAAUGAGAAUGUCUGGUAACUGCUUGAAGGCAUCAAGACCUAUUCUAUCGUUUGACAGUCGAUUUGACGAGGAACCUCAUUUGAUGCUCAUUAAAAAUGUGCUCAUGCAGACGUUCAGCACGCCCAACCAUCAUCCACGCAGUCAGCCGUUCUUUGACCACGUGUUCUCUUUUUCUGUAACUCCGGAUCUCAAAAUAUGGUUUAGAAAUUUUCAAAUAGUCGAUGAGACAUUGCAACUGCAAGAGAUUGGUCCAAGGUUUGUGUUGGAAACGAUACGAAUUUUUGCUGGAUCCUUCGAAGGUGCUGUUCUCUACGAUAAUCCCGACUAUGAAAGCCCAAACGCUAAGAGAAGAGCGAUAAAGCUGGCAAGUAAAGGGAAAUACAUUGAGAAGGAGCUGAAGAAAAAGGUAGCUAUUGUAAGAGAACAACAAAUCAAAGAGGUGCUUGCCGAAAAGAUAGAGGAUCCAGCUGGAGAGAUAUUCGAAGUGAAGGAUGAACCAUUAACUGAGGAUGCUCGAAAGAUCGCUAAGAUUAUUGAAAAGAAAAAGAAGAAGAAGAAAAUUGUCAAGAAACCUAAAUACACUGGAGCUGAAUGA
This is a messenger RNA of Necator americanus (New World hookworm), 1074 nucleotides long. RefSeq lists its product as uncharacterized. The transcript is spliced from 10 exons. Gene Ontology annotation, biological process: ribosomal large subunit assembly; rRNA processing. NCBI's taxonomy places the organism in Eukaryota, Metazoa, Nematoda, Chromadorea, Rhabditida, Ancylostomatidae. Bases 1 to 1074 code for a protein of 357 amino acids. Gene Ontology annotation, cellular component: nucleolus. Gene Ontology annotation, molecular function: rRNA binding. The record is from RefSeq and is a predicted model, not a curated record.